GGGCUCGCCUGCCAGACACCAUUGUUCUGCGAGUAACGGAGCCAGCGAGUGCAAAAGCCAUUUAUCGUCCCAUUUCUCCCCGCAAAGCACGCGAAGAGAGCGCAGGGACAGUUGAGCGGCGCCCGGUUCUAAUAACUCGUCACGUGAAUCGCCCUUCUCUGUCGAUGUUAGCGGCGUCGGCGGCCUUGGACUGUGGCCUUCGGACGGUCUUGGGCACAGGCCCGUUCCAACGUGCGUGAAGUGAAGCAUGCAAGCGGCCACGGCGACGCACGGCUUCCGCCUUGCGGCCGAUAUCGGAAGCUGGCUUUGAUUGGUGUUGGGUGUCGCGGGCGCCGCUGGCCGCCGUUUCCAGACGCGAUAUGUCCGGGGAGAAGAUACUGCGCGAGGAUCAGCGUCACCGAGCGUGGCUGGGCGAGGAUGUACUUGUGGACGGCGUCGCUCAGGACUCCCUCGCCGAGCUGAGAAGGCUCCUGGAAGAUGAGCCCGAGCUCGGGGCCCCGACCGACUCUGCGGACUUGCUUCGCUUCCUGCGACUCCGCAAGUAUGACGUCGGCGCCUCGUUGGAAGCGCUGAGAAAGUACUGCGAGAUUCGCGCCUCCUCGCCGAACAUAUUUGAAGGCCUCAAAGAUCCCGAGAAGUUGCGCAAGCUGACGAGAGAUUACAUCACGGUUCUGCCGCGGAGGAACCUCCAUGGACGGCCGGUCGUAUUCUACAAACUUGGCAGUUGGCAGCCGUCGAAGGUCAGCCACCUGCAGAUGACGCAGGCCGUGGUGAUGUGCCUCGAGUACGCGUCCAGGCAUCCGGCGGCUCAGACGGCGGGCGUUGCUUUAGUCACCGACUUCGAAGGCUGGUCCUUCGGCAAGAUGCGAUUCUUCGACAUUGGUGUCAUGAAGGACUACUUGCAUUACCUGCAGAAUUGCGCUCCCAUCUUAGCGAAUGAAGCUCACGUGAUCCGACAGCCAGCUGCCUUCAGUGUCUUGUUCGCGCUCAUGCGGCCUUUCAUGAGAGACGAGACCAUCAAUGCGAUAACGUUUCACGGGAAGCACGUCGAUCAACUUUACGCUGACAUUUCCCCGAGCAUGCUCUUUUCAGAGUACGGAGGCACAGCACCGAGCACAGAUUGGGACCUGUUCUGGACAAGCGUAUGCCAGGAGCACAGCGAGGGCAAAGCCGGUCGGCAGCUGUAGAAGCCAACUUAGCUUUGUGAUCAGAUUCUCUGUGCUACAACACGAUGUCACAGGAGUGCCAAAUGACAACUGUUUCAACCUGUGCGGACAUUUGUGGACGUGUUCACCUUCCCUAGAGGGCAAUCAGAGAAGGAAAAGGGAGGAAGUUCUACGAGACUCACGUUCACGUUUAUACCCUGCUUUGCGGGCAAGAGUAAAUAGUGAGGGGAUGAGUUCAUCAUUUUCUGUUUUACCUUAGGACAAGGGACGGACCGAGAGUAGUACCGAAGGGAGGCGGAGAAGGGGGGGGGGAUGCGGAUUUAACGUGCUGCAUGCCCGCUCAAAUUCUUUGGCGCGCGGUUUUUUCUGGCCAACAAUUACAAAGGCUAAAUGUGUCAGAAGUGCCGACACGGCAUGUAACAGGGGUGCAAGAGGCCGUUAGAAGGGCCCUGGAUCUUGUGGAACUUCUCAUGAAAGUGCCCCGAUGCUCAUAGUCUACUGACGAAGACAAAACGCACUAUGCUUUUGACAUCUUUAUGCAGUUAAUUAAGCAGCAAAUGAAAAAUAUACAAUGAAACAACAAGUUUUUACGAAGAGAUCUGUUUCUUCUAAUUACCGCCUUAUAAAGGCAAUGGCCUCAGCUUACUGGUGAGUGUGUUGUAAGCAGUCUGGCGUUCAUCUAAAUAAUAAAUUACUAGCACUUACAUUCGGCUUUCUGGCAGUGUAAAUCGAUAUAAACCACGACUUCGCCUGUACUUUUUAAAAUUAUUAUUGCUGUGGUGUAACGAGGACAUUUGCUAGAUCCAAGACGGUAAGUCGGAACAGGAAUAAUUUUCAGCUUACCACAAGCGUACCUGAAAACGGUAUUAUUGCAUAAGAUGGACCGUAUAAUGUAAUGCAACUUUCCAGUGAAGCUUCAACUUAAUGCAACUCACGUGCGGUAGGACAAGAAAGAGGCGAAACGAAGACGCUGAAGGGUACAUUUAAUUCCGGGGAGCAUUCAACGACGUCUGUAUGUCAUUACGUCUCUGUCUCUCAUGAAUGCAUUUCCCUUUCUCUGACAGUCCGUGUUUCGGUUCGUUCUUAACCAACUGUCUCACAAGUUGCCCACCUGAAAGCUCAGCUGUGAUUCACCCCACCUUCCUCUGAUCAUUCAGCUCUUUUAUCCAGCAUCUGAAACAUUAGUAUUUAAAAAGUAGCCAUGGCAACAAAAUGCGUAAGGGUGCAGGGCUUUAACCCAUUAUCACUUUCCGCAGUGAUAGGUGUGAAACAGGGGCGUAGUCAGGGGGGGGGGGCACUUAUGGGGCUUCAGCCCCCCCCUGAAUUUUUUUCGUGCUGUGAUGCACCGCCGACCAAAACAACCCCUGGUGCGGAAAGUCAUUCUAGAUUUUGUCUAGAAUGUCUAUUUCACGCUCGAAAAGGCAUUUAAGCGCUCAUAUUGCGAACUCGGGCUGGAUUUCGCGCCAACGCCCACGCACCGGGAGUCGCAUAACGCAAGCAGCCUCGUCCUAGCACAAAGUUUCAAGGGCGUUUUGAUGGUGAUGGGGCUCGUCGCGGCAUCUCGUGGAGGCCGCGGAAUCUACGGAGCACAUGGAUUUCAAUUCCGAACCCUUAUGGGUGAAAUUUCUCAAACUUUCGAUGCGAAAGGUACAUUGACAUGUCCAAAGUAGUGCGUUAAAUUUUCAAUUCCGGAAAUUGGUGGGUUUAAUUUUCUGAUAAACGUUUGACGCCAAAGGCACAUUGACUUUCCAAAAGUCGUACAUCGGACCAUACAACGAGAAAGCCAAAUCAACACACUGUCAAACAAGUUGACAAAGCACGCAGUGAAGUCCGAUAAGACGAAGCGUUGUUGCGGUUCAUUUGUGCCGUCAUGCCACAGAAAAAAUAGCAAAAAUGUUUUCACCUGCGCCAAAGCAUCCAUUUCAAGACACUAAAGCCAAGCGAAGGUAACUACAUUCUUAUUUAUUUUCUACGCUUUCUGGCUAGCAGACGAGAAAAAUAAACAAUGGUCGCUCGCCGCCAUCACUGUGUGGACUCGACUGAUCGCAACGCGUUCGCUUGAGUGCAACCUCUCCGGAAAGUCUUGUCUCGCCGGUGCAGGAUACCGAGCAGUAUGCUUCUCCGUGAACCAAACGUCUCACGUUUUCUUCGCUAUUCUUUCGGUAGCCACAUUAGGUGCCCAAAGUAGGCAUUCGAGUGUGGCCAACAUAACAUGCUUUCCUUUGCGUUUUUAUAUUUCGUUUCCUCCGCCAAACAAAAGAAAAAAGUCAUUGUUGCGGCGCAGUGAAUUGGCGCAUGGUGAAAGUUUGGUUUUGUUACUUCUUCUUUUGCGCAAAGUAAUGGGCCACGGGACACUUCAUUUUCCGGGUACUCUUACUACAUUAUUGCGAUAGCAAUUAUAUGGACACUUCAGGCUCAUUCCUGCCGUCGCCGUCGCCCUCAUGUUCCGUAUAAAGUCCAAGGGCGAUAAUAUCGUGACAGUGCGCCGCAUACUGUAUGUGCUAGUGAAAGCGUAGGGGAGAGGGGGGGAGGGGCAUGAGUGAGCCGACGAUGGUGGCUCAGUCUUGUGUGCGCAAGGGAGGAAAGCGGGAAGGAAUCGCGGCGCCUUUCGUCGUGCGCAACACAUCGGGUGGAGUGGAGGGAGGGGGGGGGGGUGCGAGCCUUCGGAUGCUGUGAUCUGAUCUGUGAAUCUGUGAUGCGCAACAUGUUUAUUUGCCAUGCUCGACGCAUUAUAUACAGUGACUUUUUCUUAGAUACGUAGAUUUAUUGGAGACUUAUACGCGUUUAAAUAUCUUUGCGAGGUUUUGUGUAUGUGUGCAGUGAACGUUGUAUCGAGUGAUACUUUUAUGCCAUUUAUCAAGCUGUAUUUUCUCAAUUGUAUAUUUCAUUGUAUCUUCGCAUUUCUAAUGUACGAGGGCGAGUCAAAUGACAGUGAGCCAACCAACCCCGCGCACUAAUGGUUCGGUUCAUUAUGUGCGAGGCAUGCGCGUAGCUCACAGGCAUCUCUCAUGUACAAAAGUGACAAGCAGAUGUGAGGAUAAAUUUUCUCUAAUGCUCUCAUACACUGGGUUUAACAUGGUUGAGUGACAUAAUGGACGCUAUAAAAGUUGAACAGCGUGGUGUCGUGAGGUUUUUGAUAGCUGAAGGUGUUUCCCGAAAAUAAGUUAGUCGCCGUGUAGCUGCCGUGUACGUUGAACAUUGCAUCUCAUAGGAGAAAAUGGUUCAAAGAAGGACGUGAAAGUUUGAAAGAUGAUCCAAGACCUGGCCAAAGCCACCGUGCAAUAACCCGAACGCAAUUACAAAGGUUGAUGAGCGUAUUAGACAAUAACGGAGGAUAAGCAUUGAUGAACUGGCAGAGCGUAUGAACAUCAGUAACGGUUCGGUUCAGACCAUAAUUUAUGAACAUCUCGGUUAUCAGCUCUUCUGUACGUAAUCGAUGCCCAACAUUUUGAACCACCGCCAGAAGAUGGAGAGGUUCGGUGCUGCCUUCACUCAUCUGAUCUGGUAUCGUAAUGAGGGUGACGACUUCUUGUCUGUAAUUGUCACCGGGGACGAAUCACGGUGACACUACUACGAGCCUGAAAUACUAUGGCAAGGCUUACAGUGGAAACAUUCGAAUUCAUCACCCCCAAAGAAAGCAAAGGCCCUCAUUUCCGCUGAAAAAGUGUUGACUUUCUUUUUCAAUCGUCAGGGGCCAUUGCUCAUCGAAUUUGCUAAACCUGGAGAGACUAUCAAUCGUUUCCGAUAUUGUGAAACGCCUGAUCAAAAACAAACGACGUGAAAAAUUGACGAAUGGGGUCAUCUUGCUCCACGACAAUGCCCAUCCCCACGUCGCUGAUGUGGUUAACACAAAACUGGCAAAGUUCAAGUGGGAAACGCUGCAACAUCCGCCAUACGUCCCAAAGCCUGUGGCCUUGCGACUUCCACAUUUUGGGGCAACUGAACAAACAGCUCAAGAGAACGAGAUUAAUGUCGGACAAUGACUUGAAAGAGUCGCUUACGGACUUUUUGAAGCAGCAACCUAAGGAGUUUCAUGAGAUGGGAAUCACGCUACUCGUUAGUCAGUGGGACAAAUGUCUAAAUGCUCAUGGAGACUACUUUAAAAUAAAGUACCCCGUUUAUCACACAUUCGCAUUGGCUCAAUUUCAUUCGACUCGCCAUCAUAUGUAUUGCAGAACUCCUGCUUUUUACAUGUGCUCUUUCUGGCGACUAUAAUUUCUGUACAAUUACUCACAAUACAUUACCGUUGACAGCUGCUCUUGCGCAAUACUUUGGAACAAAGGACAGCGCCAUUACGAUUUUUCCCUGGCCAUUGCAUACGUACAAACAUGUAAAAAUGGUUCUUGACAAAGUUUCAUUAACAUAUCUCUGCUCAACUUGUUAAUUUCGAGGCCUCUGUUUUUCAUAUCAGCGGUAUGCACUGCUUUGUUGGUUGCGAAAUGAUAUACUUGUAAAGUUCGUGUAAUAUUUUCUUUACUUAUUAAAUAGACCAAGAGCACAGGA
Molecule: messenger RNA, 5669 nt
Organism: Dermacentor albipictus
Lineage: Eukaryota; Metazoa; Arthropoda; Arachnida; Ixodida; Ixodidae
Product: alpha-tocopherol transfer protein-like
Cellular component (GO): membrane
Molecular function (GO): phosphatidylinositol bisphosphate binding
Source: RefSeq, a predicted model, not a curated record